Molecule: messenger RNA, 1690 nt
Organism: Elaeis guineensis (African oil palm)
Lineage: Eukaryota; Viridiplantae; Streptophyta; Magnoliopsida; Arecales; Arecaceae
Source: RefSeq, a predicted model, not a curated record
UAUGUUGGCUGCCGCUUUAUUGGGGAGCUAAAAAUAUUAGCGGAGCCCCACCAUCAUUACACGCCAUGUGCUCUCUCUUCCCUCGAUCCCCAUCUCCCACCUCCAAUCUCUAACUCCCCAUUGUCCAUCGCAAUCCCAAUCCCUUGUCUUCUCGUUUCUCCCAACCUGAAUCCUUUGUUCUUGGCUAAAAUCCACGAGAAAAAGCGAGCAAAAAGAGGUAUUUUUGAGCAUAAUUUCACCCCUUGGGGCUCCGGAAGAUUCGAUUUAAGGCUGGGACGGUGGCAGGCGGAAACCCUCGCCUUUUUCCGCUUUUGGCUCCCGCUUUUAUCAGAGGGAGGGAGGGACAAAGGCCAAAGAGAGAGAGCGGGAGGAGGGGAAUCCGAUGAUUCGCGGGCCCCCGUUGACCGCCCGCGCCGUUGGAGGCCGUGAAGGGCCCUCGUCGCUCGUCCCGAGAGGUGGAGACGGGAAUCAGUAGAUAGGACGGUAGGUAGGGUUUGAGAGUGAUGGCGGUGGGUGGGGGAGGGGACGAGAUGGAGAAGGAUUUCGAGGCGAAGCUCCGGUUGCAGCAGCAGUCGCCGUCGCCGUCCCAGAAGGUGCAACGCAACAACAGCAUUUCCUUCAGGGCGCCGCAGGAGCAAUUCACCAUCAAUGAUUUCGAGCUUGGCAAGAUCUAUGGCGUCGGUUCCUACUCAAAGGUUGUGAGAGCAAAGAAAAAGGAUUCAGGAAACAUAUAUGCCUUAAAGAUCAUGGACAAGAAAUUCAUCAUGAAAGAGAAUAAAAUAUCUUAUGUAAAGCUGGAGCGUAUUGUACUUGAUCAGUUAGAUCAUCCUGGCAUAGUCAGAUUGUUUUUCACAUUUCAAGAUGCUUACUCCCUUUACAUGGCACUCGAGUCUUGUGAAGGAGGAGAGCUAUUUGACCAAAUUACCAGGAAAAAAUGUCUAUCUGAGGAUGAGGCCCGUUUUUAUGCAGCAGAAGUUAUUGAUGCCUUGGAAUAUUUACAUGGCCUGGGAUUAAUUCAUCGAGAUAUUAAGCCAGAGAACUUAUUGCUCACUUCUGAUGGACACAUUAAAAUUGCUGACUUUGGUAGCGUGAAGCCAACUAAGGACAGUCGAAUCACAGUCCUUCCAAAUUCAACAAAUGAAAAGGCAUGUACUUUUGUGGGAACAGCUGCAUAUGUUCCUCCAGAAGUUCUCAACUCAUCUCCAGCAACCUUUGGAAAUGACCUAUGGGCCCUUGGGUGCACCAUGUAUCAGAUGCUUUCUGGUUCUUCCCCCUUUAAAGAUGCUAGUGAAUGGCUUAUUUUUCAAAGAAUUAUGGCCAGGGAUCUCAAGUUCCCUGAUUAUUUUUCAAAUGAAGCAAGGGACCUUAUUGAUAAGCUGUUGGAUACAGAUCCUAGCAAAAGACCAGGUGCUGCACCUGAUGGUUAUGCUGCCCUCAAGUUGCAUCCUUUCUUCAAGGGUAUCGACUGGAAGAAUUUACGAAAGACUUCGGCACCAAAGCUUGCUGUAGAGCUGAAUGCGGAUGAGGAUGAUGAUACUCAGGACUCUACAUGGAACCUUGCACAUGUUGGAGGUGGUUUGACACAUCAACAUGCCAUCCCUGAUGGGAAUAAUGGUGCCACAUCAUCAUCAUCUGAAACACAUUCUCAUAUGUCUAGGCUUGCUUCAAUUGACUCUUUUGACUCCAGAUG